CGUGCGGGCUCCCAAUUGCGCAUUCGUGGAUGGCGUGAAGGCGUCAGUAACCAAAGAGGGUCGGUCGCGGUGUAGAGUAGAUCUAUAUGAUAUAUAUCACCUCCUCCGCCCCGCUCAAACACCCAAACCUCGACCAGGGAACGAAACACCGGUACAUGAGCGGGAGGACACCAUUCAGAAAACAAACCCACAACUCGACAGCUUUAUCGUGGUUGAGAACACAGGUGUCUGUGUGAAAUAUUGGUUGAGUUGUCCAGAGAUACCAGAAAGAAGCUACUGACACAGGUUACUGCUGGAGAGGGCACACCAAUAAACACACAUCACAAAGGUACACACAGCUUAUACAGCUAUGGAGGAUUACGCUUCAUUAAUCAUCUGCCUGGUCUAUCUGAAGUCCUACAUGGUUUGAGUGAUGGACUUGUCUAACUGUACAGAGGGAGUCUUCUCCCUGGGUGGGGGUGAGGAGGGGGAUGGGGGUUCUAUAACCCCACCAAGUAAAAUCAUCCUCACCCUCACCCUGUCCCUGCUCGCUGUCAUGACAAUGGUUAUCAACUCCCUAGUGAUCACAGCCAUCAUCGUAACCAGAAAGUUACAUCAUCCGGCCAACUACCUGAUCUGCUCUCUGGCGGUGACGGACCUGCUGGUGGCCAUCUUGGUCAUGCCCUUCAGCAUCCUCUACAUACAGAGGGAAAGCUGGGUGAUGGGCGAGGCUGUCUGUAAUGUUUGGCUGAGUGUUGACAUCACCUGCUGCACUUGUUCCAUCCUCCACCUGGCAGCCAUCGCUCUGGACCGCUACUGGGCCAUCACUGACGCCGUGGAGUACUCACGCAAACGCACCGGCCUCCGAGCUGGCAUCACUGUCGCCGUCGUCUGGUUCCUGUCCGUCCUCAUAUCCCUUCCCCCUCUGCUGUGGAGGAACCAUGGUGGGGGGCCAGAGGAGGACCAGUGUCUGAUAACGCACCACCACAUCGCCUUUACCCUCUACUCCACCCUGGGGGCCUUCUAUAUUCCCCUGCUCCUCAUCCUCAUCCUCUACUAUAAGAUCUACAGAGCAGCUCAGACUCUGUACCUCCGCAGGGGGGCCAGCAGAGCCAGCCAGCACUCCUCCAUGGUCAACGGAACCACCCCCCCCCCCUGCCCCACUGAAGGAGACCCCCAGAGCCCAGACACCCUGAACCCCCCGGAAAAGUCCUACUCAGACCCCUCCACGGAGGGCGACCGCGUGCGCAUCGCCGUAAAAAGUCCCCAGAGCGAGUCGAGGCGGGAGCGUGAAUGUGGGUUGAGACGGCAGCGUAUCUCAGGGACCAGGGAGCGGCGCGCUGCAUCUACGUUAGGACUGAUACUGGGGGCCUUCGUGGUCUGCUGGAUGCCUUUCUUCCUGAAGGAGGUGAUCGUCAACACGUGUGGCUCAUGCAACACCUCCAUAGAGCUGGCUGACUUCCUCACCUGGCUGGGGUACCUCAACUCCCUUAUCAACCCUCUCAUCUACACUAUCUUCAACGAAGACUUUAAGAAGGCCUUCCAGAGACUGGUCAGGUGUAGGCUUCGCCUCUGACACGGGCAGAGAGGACACACAUUUGUAUUUUAUUUAACCUUUAUUUAGGCAGGGUGGAGUCCCAUUUAGACAAAGGUACCUCACACAUACAAUUAUCUGUAGGGUCCCUAAGUCGAACAGUGAAUAUCAAACACAGAUUCAACCACAAAGAACAGGGAGGUUUUCCAAUGUCUCGCAAAGAAGGGCACCUAUGGGUAGAAAACAACAUUGAAUAUCCAUUUGAG
Molecule: messenger RNA, 1779 nt
Organism: Oncorhynchus kisutch (coho salmon)
Lineage: Eukaryota; Metazoa; Chordata; Actinopteri; Salmoniformes; Salmonidae
Product: 5-hydroxytryptamine receptor 1F
Exons: 4
Coding region: 413-1555 (380 amino acids)
Biological process (GO): adenylate cyclase-activating adrenergic receptor signaling pathway; positive regulation of MAPK cascade
Cellular component (GO): plasma membrane
Molecular function (GO): G protein-coupled serotonin receptor activity
Source: RefSeq, a predicted model, not a curated record